Molecule: messenger RNA, 645 nt
Organism: Indicator indicator
Lineage: Eukaryota; Metazoa; Chordata; Aves; Piciformes; Indicatoridae
Gene: ALG14
Product: ALG14 UDP-N-acetylglucosaminyltransferase subunit
Exons: 5
Coding region: 1-645 (214 amino acids)
Biological process (GO): dolichol-linked oligosaccharide biosynthetic process
Cellular component (GO): UDP-N-acetylglucosamine transferase complex
Source: RefSeq, a predicted model, not a curated record
AUGGAGCUCCUACUGCCUGUCGUCUUCCUCCUCCUCCUUCCCUUACUGCUUGUCCCUUUGGCGUUCCUAGCGAGGAGGCCCCGCUGUCGGCAGACACCUCCCCUCAGUCUCCUGGUGGUGGCCGGCUCCGGUGGGCACACAACAGAAAUCCUGAGGUUACUUAGCUGUUUAUCAGAGUCAUACUCUCCAAGGCAUUAUGUUUUUGCAGACUCAGAUAAGAUGAGUGAAGCUAAAAUACGUUCUUUUGAACAAAAAAGGGCUGAAAUAUUCUCCAAUUCCCAGUAUGCAAAGUUCACCCUUGAUCGCAUUCCCAGGAGCCGUGAGGUUAGGCAGUCUUGGAUGUCCUCUGUGGGAACAACGCUCUAUUCCUUGCUUUACUCUCUUCCUUUGACCUACAGACUGCAACCAGAUUUGAUAUUGUGCAAUGGACCAGGAACAUGUGUUCCUGUCUGUAUAUCUGCUCUCCUUCUUGGGCUUCUCAGAAUAAAGAGAGCAGUCAUUGUGUAUGUGGAGAGCAUCUGCCGUGUGGAAACUUUAUCCUUGUCUGGAAAGAUUCUCUACUACUUGUCAGAUUAUUUCAUCGUUCAGUGGCCUGAGCUAAAGGAAAAAUACCCCAGGUCAGUGUAUCUUGGUCGAAUAGUGUAA